AUUGAACUGAAAACUGCUCCUGCUGAUUUCCGGUUCCCUACAACGAACCAAACAAGGCACUGCUUCACCCGUUACAUUGAGUUCCACAGGUGCACAACUGCAAAAGGUGAGGACUCCAAUGAAUGCGAGAGGUUCGCCAAGUACUACCGUGCACUCUGCCCUGGAGAAUGGGUUGACAAAUGGAAUGAGCAGAGAGAGACCGGAACUUUCCCUGGCCCUCUCUGA
This is a messenger RNA of Thlaspi arvense, 225 nucleotides long. Lineage: Eukaryota; Viridiplantae; Streptophyta; Magnoliopsida; Brassicales; Brassicaceae. The record is from the annotation of a GenBank genome assembly.